UCACUGUUUGUUAUUAAACACUAAAAGUCAAAGUAAAGUUCAGCAUCUCAGUCACAGUCCAUGUCUUUCUUCAUCAUCAUCUUCAUCAGCUGAAGUUGGAGCAGGAGAUAAUGAUGUUCAGACGAUUUAUUCCUCCUAAAAAACACAGCGACUCUCGGAGACGACCGUUCCCUCCUCGCCGCAGGAACACGGGGCAUUACGUAGUCGGUCAUGACGAGUCUCUGAAACAGAAGAGUGAGAGCAGAGAGGAGUCCAUCCUGACAUUCCUCGGGAUCGCCUGCACCAUCCUGAAUCUCCUGGUCAUCGUAUUCGUCUACAUCUACACCUCCCUGUGAUUGAGGGAGGAGUGUGACCUGUAACCUGGAGACAGAGCGGUGUGUAUGUUAUUACACAUCUGUUUCACCCACAGUGUUAGUGAUGUAACGUACACGUCUGCUGCUCUCUCUGUGUUUACAACAUCGCACACCUCUGUGGGGAAGACUCAGGAAUAUGUGUGACAAUAAUGUGAAAGCUGCUUCAUCACAGCCAGAGAGGAAGAUAACUACAACCAGUCUGUCCUACAGAGUCACACAAUAAACACACACUUAUUUUUGACUACAUUUAAAUUAAACACAAGCGAGUGACUAAACAUACAAGAAAUAUAACAAUAAUUUAGUCACAAGUAAAACAAACACUUUUAACUAAUAAUCACUAAUCUUAAUGAUUAUUAUUAUUGUUAUUAUUAAUAAUAAUAACAAUAAUAAUAACAAUAAUAAUAACAAUAAUAAUUGUUAUUAUUAUUGUUAUUAUUAUUAUUAUUAUUAUUAUUAUUCCUAAUAUGAAUGACAUUAAUAAUAAUUCAAGGCUUUGUUAUCCUUAACAUUUG
This is a messenger RNA of Tachysurus vachellii, 865 nucleotides long. Its product is annotated as protein TUNAR-like. Lineage: Eukaryota; Metazoa; Chordata; Actinopteri; Siluriformes; Bagridae. The transcript is spliced from 2 exons. Bases 111 to 335 code for a protein of 74 amino acids. The record is from RefSeq and is a predicted model, not a curated record.